CGACAGGGGAGGCCGAGCGAGGGCCUGGCCGGCGGUCUGGAGCUCGGAGCGUCCCGGCUUCUUCGCUCCAAUGUGGCGCGUUGGACGCGCUUCGACAGCCGCGGCCGCUGUUGCCAGAGGCCGAGCGGUCCCGGCGCCCGGAAUGGUAACGGCCGCGGCAGGGUGGUGGCGGCGACGGCGGCUGAAUUCCGCUUCCGCCGGCGGCGGCGGCGAUGGAGGCCUGUUCCUGCCGGGCCGCCCCAGAUGCCGGGCUCUGCACCACUCCGCUCCUCUCUGCGGCUCCAGGAACCUGCUGAGGAAGUUCCUCCAUAAAAAGAAGAAGAAGUUUUGGUAUGAUAGCCCUACACUGGGAUCCUUUCUGGUGCAGAAGCCAUCCAACUGGAACAGUGCUUUAAAGCUUCCGCCGUCAAAAGUUAGAAAAGAAGACAGCAUACGCAAAAGAACCCUAGAUGUUCUGCUGUUUAAGGCUGUGAGGGAUGUUUUGAGUACUUGUGAUGCUGGUGAGGAUCUUUACAAUCUCAACGUAGAACUGUCUAAAGGAUCCCUUGCACCUGAUUUUACAACGUGUCGUAUAUAUUGGAAGACUACUGGUAAUACAGAACAGGAUGACCACAUUGAUAAGGUUCUGCAGCAGCGUGCUCCAUGUAUAAGACACCUUCUGAUUUCAAAUCAGGUCAUAGGAAAUGUUCCUCCAAUAGUAUUUGUUAGAGACAAAAUGGAUGUUGCAGUACAAGAGAUUGAGCGGUUAUUGGCAAUUGCAGAUUUUGGGCCUGCAGAAGAAGAAAAUGAAUUGGAUCAAAAUGAUUUCAGCAAACAAGGAUCUGGAAAGGCUGAUGUCUCUAUGGACACCUCAGAUCCUCCCAUGCUUUCUAAUCUGUUUGGGAUUGAUCAUGAAGAAUUAAAUAAGCAGAUACUUGAAUACAAAAAAAUGAGAAAGGACAAGAAAAUAGAAGGGAUUGGACUGACCCAGCAGCAGCAGGAGCAACUGGCUGAGAUACAGAAGCAAAAGAAACUGAGAAGGAAGAAAACCAGGAAAGCCUCUGAUGAUCUCACACCUGAGAAAUAUUUAAUGGACAAAUACGAUGAAGACUAUUGGGACAAUGAAGAUAAAUCCUGCCAAGAAAGUGAACUGGAAUAUCAGUUACAGGAAAUAGACAAUGAAUUGGAAGCAGACAGUAGAAAUACAAAACUUAAGUAAAUUUGGAAGAACACUGGCUCAGUUCAGAUACCAUGUGUCCCCCAAGCUGUUAAAUGAUUUAAGCCUUCUUCAGUUUUGGAAAUGCAGGCAUUUAUCUUGUUAUACAUAGUAGGGAAAUGAAUGGUAUGUGUAGAAAUCAACAAUGAUUCAGGAAUUGCUUUUGAAAAACAGCUGGUGUUGCAAGAAAGAUUAAACACUGAACCUCUGAGGAAUUAAGAGAGUUGGAGGCCAAGACACAGAAACUAAGAGCAUGAUUUUGUCCCAGUACACCACUGGGACAGCAUAUGAUGGUGUAUAAGGCUUCCCCAGUACUGGUGGAAGGAGAGAACUGGGAGAGCAGAAAGAGAGAUUAGGAUCUGUAAGUAUGAAGUUCCAAGGGCUGUA
Messenger RNA from Gekko japonicus, 1582 nucleotides. RefSeq names its product ribosome binding factor A (putative) (gene RBFA). The record is from RefSeq and is a predicted model, not a curated record. NCBI's taxonomy places the organism in Eukaryota, Metazoa, Chordata, Lepidosauria, Squamata, Gekkonidae. The coding region runs from base 71 to 1198 and encodes 375 amino acids. The transcript is spliced from 7 exons. Gene Ontology annotation, biological process: rRNA processing.